Scheffersomyces coipomensis is the source of this 804-nucleotide messenger RNA. Its product is annotated as putative serine hydrolase. The coding region runs from base 1 to 804 and encodes 267 amino acids. Gene Ontology annotation, molecular function: hydrolase activity. The transcript has a single exon. Gene Ontology annotation, cellular component: cytoplasm; nucleus. The record is from RefSeq and is a predicted model, not a curated record. Lineage: Eukaryota; Fungi; Ascomycota; Pichiomycetes; Serinales; Debaryomycetaceae.
AUGAUGACGAGCUCUACUUCUAUUAAAAGAGUAUUGUGCUUGCCUGGAUUUUUGCAAAGUGGAAGAGUUCUUGCGGAGAAGUCUUCAGGUUUGCGUAAGAUUUUAACCAAAAAGUAUGGCUUUGAGUUAGAUUAUAUAAGUCCACCAAACAUUAUUCCAAACAAAGAGCAAUUACCAUUUAAGUUGGGGCAGACGGAGGAGGAGGAAAAUGAUAAAUGGAACUACAUAGUUGAAAAUGAAACCAACAGAAGUUGGUGGGAUCACCAAGAUCCUGGAUUAUAUCUUGGAUUUGACGAAGCAAUACAAUACAUUGGUAAAUAUAUCAAAGAGAAUGGACCAUAUGAUGCGAUAAUAGGAUUUUCUCAAGGAGCAGCCAUGGCAGCUAUCACUACGAACUGUAUUCAAGAAAUUGUACCAGGUCACCCACCAUUUGAAGUAGCACUUUUGAUAUCGGGUUUUGCAUUUACCAUAUUGAAAGAAAAUAAUACCCGAGAAAAUAGAUGGAACGUUAAUUACGAGGUUGAAGAUUUAGAAGAAUACAAACAAAAGGUAGAGAUUCAGAAAGACUAUCUUAAAUAUUUCCAACCUCCAUCUGAUAUGAAUACGAAAAUAAUAAGCGUAUAUGGAAAGUUAGAUAACACUGUUCCACCCAUUAGAUCAAAAUUUCUUUCAAGUAUUUAUAAAGAAGCGAAUUUGGUUUCAUUCGAACAUGAAGGGGCCCAUCUUGUUCCAAAUAAGAAGACCUUCUUAGAACCUAUAGUAACCUUAUUUAGAGAGAGUUUGCAACCAAAAUCAAGUUUAUAG